Messenger RNA from Trichomycterus rosablanca, 5479 nucleotides. RefSeq names its product insulin-like growth factor 1b receptor (gene igf1rb). Lineage: Eukaryota; Metazoa; Chordata; Actinopteri; Siluriformes; Trichomycteridae. Gene Ontology annotation, cellular component: plasma membrane; axon; insulin receptor complex. Gene Ontology annotation, molecular function: phosphatidylinositol 3-kinase binding; ATP binding; insulin receptor activity. The record is from RefSeq and is a predicted model, not a curated record. Gene Ontology annotation, biological process: positive regulation of kinase activity; positive regulation of phosphatidylinositol 3-kinase/protein kinase B signal transduction; multicellular organism development. The transcript is spliced from 21 exons. Bases 744 to 4817 code for a protein of 1357 amino acids.
AGAUCUGAUAAACCUGCUCAGUCUGAUAAUAACACACCGGAUCUAAAUCUGUACAGAUCUGAGCAUCGGUGUGUUUACUCCUCUCACUGUGUGGAGAAUAACAGAAACCACUCCAGCCUCACUCACUCAUCAGACCGAGUAAAAGACGAGGCGAAGCGAACAGGGCUGCGACUCCUGGAUUCGUCCUGGAUCUUAUUUUCUUCGCCUGGGUGGGAAUCUGUGUUCGGAAAAGUGAGCUUUUAAUUCCAGGGGAAGAAUUUUUCCAGCUCACCCUGGUGGUUAGCCGUUAGCUCGGGUGCUAACACGCAGGCUUCUGUGUUUGGACCGGCUACACUCAGGCGGCUAGCUCGCCUCAGCUAGCGCCUCCAGGAAUGGAGUCCGAAGAUGCGGGAUUCCCAGAUUACUUCCCGGAUUCUGGAUGUACUCGGAUAUACCGCGACUUGCAGGAAUAACCGAGGGACGCGGGAUAUACGUAAACACGACACGACACCAAUGCUGGAGUAAACGCGAGCUAACUCGGCUAGGCUAACGUUAACUGGACCCCCAGAUAGAAAUUCCUAUGCGCACUGUGCUGCGUUAGCUAGCUCCUCAGUUAGCCACCUUGAACCGGACUUCAUAGUUUGCCAGUUUGUGUAUAAUUUAAUACGAACAGACCAGUUAGAACCAAGCAGACGCAAACGUGGGGACGUUUAAACUCAUAUUUUUUGUUUUCUUGAGUUAUUUUUCUACCCGUGUUUACAGGAAUGAGGUGUUUUACAGAUGGGACCCGUUUGUCCCUGUGUUGUACUCUGCUGCUGUCUCUCUUAGUUCACUGCCAGUGGCCUCCUAAUGGAGAAAUCUGUGGUCCGGGCAUCGACAUCGGAAAUGACAUCAGCGAAUUCAAGAAGCUGGAGAACUGCUCGGUGGUGGAGGGCUACCUGCAGAUCCUUCUCAUCGCCAACAAAUACAACAACCAGGAGGUCUUCCGCACCCUCAGCUUCCCCAAGCUGACCAUGAUCACCGACUACCUGCUCCUCUUCCGCGUGGCCGGCCUCGAGAGCCUGAGCACGCUCUUCCCCAACCUGGCUGUGAUCCAGGGCCGCAGCCUGUUCUACAACUACGCCGUGGUCAUCUUCGAGAUGACCAGCCUGAAGGACGUCGGACUCUACAACCUGCGCAACAUCACCCGAGGGGCCAUCCGGAUCGAGAAGAACCCGGAGCUCUGCUACUUGGAUUCCGUCGACUGGUCUCGCGUCAUGGACGCGCACCACAACAACUUCGUCUCCGGGAACAAGCCGCACAAGGAGUGCGGGGACGUCUGUCCGGGGAACAUGGAGGGCUGCCACAAAACCACCGUCAAUAACAACGUGAACUACCACUGCUGGACUUCUACUCACUGCCAGAAAGUGUGUCCGGUUCGUUGUGGGCAGCGGGCGUGUACAGACUCGGGCGAGUGUUGCCACUCUCAGUGCCUGGGCAGCUGCAGCGUUCCCGACAGCGCCACGGCCUGCGCCGCCUGUCAGCACUACUACCACGAGGGUCGCUGCGUGGAGCGCUGCCCGCCGGGCACCUACAAGUUCGAGGGCUGGCGCUGCAUCACCCUGAACCUGUGCUCCACCAUCCACCUGCCCGGCUCCGAUCGGCAUGUCAUUCACAACCGGGAGUGCCUGAUGGAGUGCCCGCCCGGAUUCACCCGCCAGGAGCAGAGCAUGUUCUGCAGCGCCUGUGACGGCUUGUGUGACAAGAUCUGCGAAGCAAAAGUGAUCGACUCUGUGGAUGCUGCACAGAGUCUGAAGGACUGCACCGUGAUCAGCGGAAGCCUGCACAUCAACAUCCGCCACGGCAAUAACAUCGCGUCCGAGCUGGAGAACUUUCUCGGCCUCAUCAAAACGGUGACGGGGUACGUGAGGAUCCGUAACUCUUUUACGCUGGGCUCUCUGUCCUUCCUCAAGAGUUUGAACCACAUCAUGGGAAAGGAGCUCUACGAGGACACGUACGCUUUCUCUCUACUGAAAAACCAGCGGCUUCAGUUCCUGUGGGACUGGUCCCAGCACAACCUGACCAUUCGCUCUGGAAAGCUUUCCUUCCGCGAAAACCCCCAGCUGUGCAUGUCCGAGAUUCGCAAGAUGUGGCUGAAGACGGGCAUCAGGGAGCGGUUCGAGGUUCAGGACUUUCAACAGAACAAUGAACGUGCAAACUGUGAAAGCAAGAUUUUGAAGUUUAUAAGCAACAGCACUGAUAGCAACACGAUCCAGCUGGUGUGGGAACGGUACCAACCGGAGAAUUACACCGGCAUCAUCAGUUUUGAGGUUUACUACAAAGAAGCACCUGUCCGAAACCUGUCUGAAUUCGAUGGGCUGGACGGCUGUGGGACCAACAGCUGGAUGACCGUGGACUCUGACUUGCCGAAGAACACAAGCGAAAACCCUAAAGUCCUUCUGGAGGGCCUCAAACCCUUGACGCAGUACGCUAUAUUUUUAAAGACUGUGACUCUGGUGAUGGGCGACCAGGACGGGCACGUCCCCGGGGCCAAGACCGAGCUGGUCUACAUUUGGACUAAACCUUUAGUGCCGACGCUGCCCGUGGACGUCCACGCCUAUUCAAACUCGUCUACCAUUCUGGUGAUACGAUGGUCUCCUCCGACGUCCCCCAACCAGAAUAACACGUUCUAUUUACUGCGCUGGCAACAGCAACGAGAAGAUAAAGAGCUCUACCUGUAUAACUACUGCUCCAAAGGCCUGAAGACUCCCAUCAGACGCUCCACAUCACUGAGUGACAUCGAGAACAAGAAUCCCACCAGUUCAGACCCGGAGGGACAGGACAAAGCUCCCUGCUGCAACUGUGCGAAGACGAAAUCAGAGCUUAAACAAAACCAGGACGAUAUUUACUACCAGAAAGCUUUCGAGAAUUUCCUCCAUAACUCCAUCUUUCGACCCAGACCCGACAUGCGUCAGCGCAGGGACCUGUUUUCGGUCGCCAACUCCUCCCACCUGCACUCGCUUCUCGGUUCCAUCUCCAGCCUGGCUUUGAGCAACUCGACCCUAGAACCGCCCACGGGAGAGUUUCCCUUCCACGAGAGGCGGCUGAAAGAGAGGAGCGCCGUAAUCAGCGGCCUGCAGCCUUUCACCGUGUACCGCAUCGACCUGCACGCCUGCAGCGAGGAGAUCCUGAAGUGCAGCGCCGCUGCUUUCGCCUUCUCUCGCACCGAACCGGCCGACAAAGCUGAUGACAUCCCCGGCCAAGUGGCUUGGCAAGUUCUGGACGAUUCUGUGUUCCUGAACUGGUCUGAACCGGCGAAACCCAACGGCCUGAUCCUGCUCUACGAGAUCGAGUUCCGACUUGGAAACGAGCUGGAGAAGCACGAGUGUGUGUCCCGCUAUCACUACAGGAAGCACAAAGGUGUAUGGCUGACUAACCUGGGCCCCGGGAACUACUCGACCCGUGUGAGGGCCACCUCGCUGGCUGGGAAAGGUUCCUGGACGGGAACCAUAUCUGUUUACAUCCCACAGCCUGAGCGGUUCGAGAACCUGAUCUUCCUCAUUUUCAUCCCCUUCACCUUGUUAUUGCUGGUCUUCCUGGCAGUCCUUAUGUUCCUGUUCACUAAAAAAAGGUACUCUGAAAGGCUGGGGAAUGGAGUUCUGUACGCCUCCGUCAAUCCCGAGUACUUCAGUGCGACCGAGGUUUACGUCCCUGAUGAGUGGGAGGUGGCGCGGGAGAAGAUCGCCAUGAGCCGGGAGUUGGGCCAGGGCUCCUUCGGCAUGGUGUACGAGGGCAUGGCUAAAGGCGUCAUCAAGGACGAGCCGGACACCAGGGUGGCCAUAAAAACGGUCAACGAAUCGGCCAGCAUGCACGAGCGCAUUGAGUUCCUGAACGAGGCGUCUGUGAUGAAGGAGUUCAACUGUCACCAUGUGGUGCGUCUCCUGGGCGUGGUCUCUCAGGGACAACCUACUCUUGUGAUCAUGGAACUCAUGACUCGGGGCGAUUUGAAGAGUUAUCUACGGACGUUACGAUCCACAGAGAACCCGUCUGGUCUGCCUUUACCGCCGCUGAAGAAAAUGAUUCAGAUGGCUGGACAAAUCGCAGACGGCAUGGCGUACCUCAACGCCAACAAGUUCAUCCACCGAGACCUGGCAGCCAGGAACUGCAUGGUGACCGAAGACUUCACGGUUAAAAUCGGAGAUUUUGGCAUGACACGGGACAUUUAUGAGACGGAUUACUACAGAAAGGGUGGGAAGGGUCUGCUGCCGGUGCGCUGGAUGUCUCCUGAAUCCCUCAAAGAUGGAGUCUUCACCACCAUGUCUGACGUCUGGUCGUUUGGUGUGGUGUUAUGGGAGAUCGCCACCCUGGCGGAGCAGCCGUAUCGGGGCAUGUCUAACGAGCAGGUCCUGCGCUUCGUCAUGGAGGGGGGGCUGCUGGACAAACCCAACAACUGUCCCGAUAUGCUGUUCGAGCUGAUGCGCAUGUGCUGGCAGUACAACCCGAAAAUGCGCCCCUCCUUCCUGGAGAUCAUCAGCAGCAUCAAAGAUGACCUGGAGCCAGCCUUCAGGGAGGUGAGCUUUUUCUACAGCGAGGACAACAAGCCUCCCGACACCGAGGAGCUGGACCUGGAGAACCUGGGCACCAUGGAAAACGUUCCUCUGGAGCCCUGCGCUAUGGUGCCCUCGCCCUCGAGCGUCCCCUCGUCCUCGUCCCCGGCCUCGGACACGGACAGACGCUGCUCCAACGGGCCGGUGCUGUUACUGCGCAGCCCGUUCAACGACGCGCAGCCGUACGCGCACAUGAACGGCGGGAGGAAGAACGAACGCACGUUGCCUUUACCCCAGUCGUCGGCGUGCUGAUGCUCGCCUCUUUAACCUCUCCAGGGGUCAUGUUGAGCCCGGGCUGGUCGCCCUGCACUCCACAAAGCCCAAAUUGAAAUCUGUCUAACCGCAGAAUGCCAAGAAUGAAAAGUUUGGGGUGAGACAGGGCGUAAAGCAUCGAUGCUCUUAAUCUCCGACUGUACCUCAGUGAUACGUUGGACUGAUAGAUGAGACGAACCUCAGCACCAUCGCUGUACAAGCACGGGAAACAGAACUGACCCAAAACUUCCGGAGAGCUGAACUGCUUUUAUACUGUUUUUGUUACUUUUAUACAUUUCCAAAAAGGGAAGUCCUGAAUCGGCCCGUACGCCGAAACGAACCGAGCAUAUCCGACAGAGAGGCACUUUAUGUUUCAGGUGUCCAAAGACAUGCUGUAGAGUGCCUCAUCAUGGUACCUUUUUUUUUUUUUUUUAAGAGAACACCAGAGGGUCUCUGCGCCCCUCAUAAGCCUGGUCUGUGCUUCACGCCCUCAUAAGCCCGGUCUGUCCUUCACGCCCCCAUAAGCCUGGUCUGUGCUUCCCGCUGCCCAUAAGCCUGGUCUGUGCUUCCCGCUGCCCAUAAGCCUGGUCUGUUCUUUGCGCCCUCCUAAGCCUGGCCUGUGCUUUGCCCCCCAUAAGCCUGGCCUGUGCUUUGCGCCCUCC